AUGCUUAAUAUUGGAGAUUUAGAUAGGAAUUCGCCCGUUGACCAACUACAAAAACGUCGAACUCGCCGUACAAGGCCCCUACAAGCUGAGGGUAUUUUGACCGUUUCCGAGGGCCGAGAGCUGGCACAAGAGGCUGAAGAAGCUGUCAACCCCCCCUGUAGCCAAUGA
Molecule: messenger RNA, 168 nt
Organism: Talaromyces stipitatus ATCC 10500
Lineage: Eukaryota; Fungi; Ascomycota; Eurotiomycetes; Eurotiales; Trichocomaceae
Exons: 2
Coding region: 1-168 (55 amino acids)
Source: RefSeq, a predicted model, not a curated record